Messenger RNA from Penicillium maclennaniae, 243 nucleotides. RefSeq lists its product as uncharacterized. The transcript has 2 exons. Lineage: Eukaryota; Fungi; Ascomycota; Eurotiomycetes; Eurotiales; Aspergillaceae. The record is from RefSeq and is a predicted model, not a curated record. The coding region runs from base 1 to 243 and encodes 80 amino acids.
AUGUCAGCACCUGUCGGCCCUAUUCUCGCUCAACUCCAGCAGCUCCCCGUUCGCUCGAGGCAAGGUCUGAACAACCUUCGUCAACGACUCUUCCAGCAGGGUGAGAAGCCAAAGAAGGAAGGCCUGCCCCUUCGAACUUCAUUCAGCAUCCACAAGCCCGUUUGGGUGACCGCUGCUGGUGGUGCUUACACGAGCCUGGCAGCCGUCUACCUCACCAUGCGUUAUCUGAAACACGUCAGAUAA